AUGGAUUCGUGUGAAAAAUUGUUUGUCGGAGGAUACGGCAGUUAUGAAACGGAGCACAAAUUGUUGAACAGCAUGUACGAUGACUCCGUUAUGCGUUCCUGCAUUCUGAACAUCAAAACGAAUUUCGUCAAUCCUGACAACCCGAACGUUGAGUCAGAUUUAACUUUUGUCGUAGGAAAAACUGGCGCGAAGAGAUUAGAGUUCAAUGUCCAUAAAUCUGUUCUUUCACAGGCUAGUGUAGUGUUCAAAAUUAUGCUGGACGGCGCUUUUUCAAAGAAGAAGGAAGUAAAAAAAGUUACAAUUGAAGACGUCGAACCGCCUUCAUUCAGCAAUUUUCUAACAUUUGUAUAUCAUGAAGAAUUAACACUGAACGAAGAUAAUAUACUGGAUCUGGUGCAUCUCAGUCACAAAUACAUGAUGAAAGAUUUGUUCGAUAUGUGUUUCGAAUUUUUAGUACAAUACGUUUCACCGGAGAACUUUCUUCCCAUCUUCGAAAUUGUUCUCUUCUACAAUGAUGUCGAUACCAAAGAUAUAUUGUUAAUGUAUUUCCGAGUGAACGCUUCCGAAAUAUUAAAUCAUUCUUCUAUAAAAUUUGCGCCAAAACAUAUUUUAAUAUAUCUGUUGCAGACAGAAGCUGUUAACGUGAAAGAAACAGAAUUUCUCAAGGCUUGUGUGAAGUGGGCGAAGCACAAAUUGAGCAUGAAGAAAAUCGAGUUUGAUAUGACAAAAGACAUUUACAAUGAAAUGUGCGGAGAAAGCGAAGCAAAUUGCUGUUACAUUUUUAACAUGAAAAUAAGAGAUAUCCUGGGCGAUGAAAUUGUCAGAAAUAUUAGAUUCCCGACAAUGACGAAGCAAGAAUUUCAUGAAGCAAUAAAACUCGCUCCAGUACUUACCCAGUCCGAAAUAAAUCACAUCAACCGAGCGAUUGCGCUCGGAAAGUUAGAUGAAGAUCUUUCAUUUUCCAUGAAACCUCGUCAAACAUUAAAAGAGACAUGCGUAGAUAGAUUUGACACGAUGAAAGUAAGUGGUGAACAGGUUCUGGGCCUCGAUUUCUUAUAUUUCAGCACAAAAGCUAAAAUUUUUAUGACCGGGGUUGGCGUCGUGAAGAAGAAAACUUCGUCAGCUGUAAACGUUAUAAUAUCGAGACUAGGGUCCGAUUACGAAAACAACAAGCUGAUCGGGAUGGGUACUUAUCCGUUCAAGAAAGAAGUUUACUCACCUAUGAAGGCAGUUUUCAAAAGGUGCCUUCUCUUGGAACCAAAUCAGAUAUACGUGGUAAAACUGGCUUUCGUCAAUGAAGACUCGAAUUCGAAAGCUAAAUAUAAUCUUAUAGAAAUGGAUACAGCAGACGACAAAAAUUGCCAACCACACAAAAGAAUUGUUCCGAGCAGAACGGAAAAUCUUCUUGUUUUUCAUCAACCAUAUUUGGAUUUUGUAUUCUACAACGUGCCUCAGAUUUAUUACGUGCAUUUGUAA
Molecule: messenger RNA, 1476 nt
Organism: Helobdella robusta
Lineage: Eukaryota; Metazoa; Annelida; Clitellata; Rhynchobdellida; Glossiphoniidae
Exons: 2
Coding region: 1-1476 (491 amino acids)
Molecular function (GO): protein binding
Source: RefSeq, a predicted model, not a curated record